Molecule: messenger RNA, 351 nt
Organism: Letharia columbiana
Lineage: Eukaryota; Fungi; Ascomycota; Lecanoromycetes; Lecanorales; Parmeliaceae
Exons: 1
Coding region: 1-351 (116 amino acids)
Source: RefSeq, a predicted model, not a curated record
AUGUCUUCGCCGGAGACCCCAUUCAUCGUGGUCAUCUGCCAUGACUCCUACCGCACCCCUGAACCCUACCAACCCUUCCUCACCGCUCCAAAAGCGCAGAACAUCGAACCCUACCGCCCACCGCUGCCCUCGUCCGACUUCCGCAGAAUAAAUGUCGGCGACGUUACCAACCCGCAUUACAACAACGAUCCACCAUAUCCGCAGCCCGCCGACGACGCAGCAGUCCUCAACGAGCUUCUGAGCCAGCUCAUCCUCCGAUCCGGCAAGCGUGUCCUUCUGGUCGGACAUUCCUAUCUCCUCCGAGUGCGGGUCCUUGAUCCCAAUGGCCGAGUCCGUACACAGCUUCUCUGA